GUCCACCAUGCAUCGUAGCAGACUAUAUCUCCAUUUUCUCUCUCUUCAUUCCCUCUCUCUCUCUUCAUUGCAGCGUAAAUGUGAAUGAAUCCGCCCCCAUAGCUGCACCUCACCUAAUUCUUCGUUCUCCUCUAAAUCGCCGCUGCAAUGCCUCAACUAACCUCCAUCCUUCUCCCACUCUUCAUCUUUUCUUGCUCUCUUUCCUGCGCCGCCCACAACCGCCGCGUUCUCCACCAACCCUUUCUUCCAUUGGAUUCCAAGCCGCCAUUGCCGGCGCCGCCGUCUCCGCCGCCGACGCCGACUACGCCUUCUACCAGUGACGGCAAUGCUCCGUUCUUCCCGUCGUUCCCUCUGCCGCCGCCGCCGCCGUCUCCCAAGGCGUUCGCCUCGUUUCCGGCGAAUAUCUCGUCCCUCAUUGUGCCGCGCCCCCAGCCGGAGAAGCCGGUUUCGUCGAAGCUCGUUGGGACUGCUAUCUCGUGCGUGGCCGCGGCGGUUAUUUUUAUCCUGAUCGCCGUCUUGAUUCAUCGCCGGAAGCGGAGGAGGAAUAAUUCGAAUCGUUCUAAUUCUUCCAGUGACUCGAAAACGCAUAGAUCCGAUUACAGUACCCGAUUGAGUUACUUCAAUAAUGGAGGGAGUGGCGGGAAUCGCCGCAUUCCGAAGCUACCGAUGCCGUCUCGACCUAGCUCCGAGUUUCUGUACUUGGGCACUAUGGUCAAUUCACAUGGAGGAAUCGAAUCGUCGCACAAUCCGCAAAACCCUCGUAGCGGCAGUAUCUCCACCAGCACGGGAACGUCGCUAAAAUUGGAGUCUCCGGAGCUCCGCCCGCUAGCGCCGCUUCACGGUGAGAGCUUUGAGCGCAAUUACGGGAAUACGGAGCUUGGCUCCGAAGCCGACGAAGAAGAUGACGUUUUUUAUUCUCCGAAAGGAUCGUUGGGAGAUAGAGAGAGCUCGAUCGGAACUGGAUCGGCUUCCAGGAGAGCAUUCUCCGCCGUUGAGGUCGAGAAUUUCGAACCGUCCGGCCCGUCUUCUUCUUCUUCUUCUUCUUCUUCGGGCUCGGGCUCGCCCAAGAAGUCAGUGUCUCUGAGCAUUUCCCCGCCGGUGAGUUUGAGCCCUAACAGGUUAAGGCCCAAAUCACCUGAAUCGGUUACUAUUCUGACUGCUCCUCCACGUCAGCUUCCUCCUCCUCCGCCGCCCCCGCCGGUCUACGUGGCACAUUGGGUGUAUGCGAGAGAAUCUGAGUCACCUUCGCCAGCUAGCUCAUCCUCGCCGGAGAGGGCUUCGAGAAGAAGCCUAGAUUCGUCUCCUGGAACUUCAGGCAUUUGGGAUCAGAGCUUAAAAUCGCCUCUUCUUAGACUCGGCAACCAUUAUAUGGAGUCUCCAGCGAGAAUCACGAGUACACAUUUGGAAUCUCCUUUGAGAAUUACCAUCGCCGGUACGGAAUCUCCGGAUAGAAGCAGCUUUAGUACGGAAUCUCCGGUGAGAAUCGUCAAUUCUGUGCGGCAGAAUAUCCCAAUUUUUGCUCCUCCGCCACCUCCACCGCCGCCCCCGCCUCCUCCUCCAAGUAAACAGUUGGAAACUCCAAAGACUCCUAGCAUUAUUAAGCCUCAAAAACUAGUAUCUGAACCCCCAGCUCUAGUGACUCUAAGGCCCAUUGAAAUGGAGAGUCCACCAUUGAUUUCUCCAAUGCAGUUGCCUCCUAAUUCAGACUGUAAUGCACAGAAUGUUGAAGGCUGUACUACUGAGAGUGUAGAGAAGAAUGAGGAGAUGCUGAAACCGAAAUUGAAACCAUUGCACUGGGAUAAAGUUAGAGCAAGUUCAGAUCGCGAAACCGUGUGGGAUCAACUGAAAUCAAGCUCAUUUAAGGUGAAUGAGGAGAUGAUUGAGACACUCUUUGUUGCAAAUGCUCCAAAUUCAAAUUCAAAUCCAAAGGAAACAACCCAACGCCGAGUUCUUCCUUCAGCUAGCCAAGAAAACAGGGUUCUUGAUCCAAAGAAGGCACAGAACAUUGCAAUUUUGUUGAGGGCGCUAAAUGUCACCAUUGAGGAAGUAUGUGAAGCUCUUUUAGAAGGCAAUGUUGAUGCCCUUGGGACUGAACUUCUUGAGGGCUUGAUGAAAAUGGCUCCAUCUAAAGAGGAUGAGCGUAAGCUUAAAGAAUACACAGAUGAUUCGCCAUUCAAACUUGGGCCGGCUGAGAAAUUUCUUAAGGCAGUGCUAGACAUACCUUUUGCGUUCAAAAGAAUAGAUGCAAUGCUCUACAUUUCAAAUUUUGACACCGAGAUCAACUACCUCAAAAAGUCAUUUGAAACUCUUGAGGCUGCAUGCGAAGAGUUGAGGAGCUGCAGGAUGUUCUUAAAGCUUCUGGAGGCCGUUCUGAAGACUGGGAACCGCAUGAAUAUUGGGACAAAUCGCGGAGAUGCACAUGCGUUCAAGCUCGAUACUCUCCUCAAGCUCGUUGAUGUCAAGGGGGCUGAUGGGAAGACAACUCUCUUGCAUUUUGUUGUUCAGGAGAUAAUAAGAAGUGAAGGUGCCCGUCUUGCUACAGCAAACCAAAAUGAAAAGACAACUUCAAAUGAUGAUGCAAAGCACCGGAGGCUUGGCCUCCAAGUUGUCUCCAGCCUCAGUUCAGAGCUAAAAAAUGUGAAGAAAGCUGCUGCCAUGGACUCAGAAGUCCUCCAUAGCGAUGUCUUAAAGCUCUCUAAAGGGAUUUCUAACAUUGCAGAGGUUGUACAGUUGAAUGAAGCUAAGGUAUUGAAUGAAAGUAGCACCCACAAGUUUUCCGAAUCAAUGAACAGGUUUACAAAAACGGCAGAGGAGGAGAUUAUAAGGCUCCAAGCGCAAGAAAGUGUAGCUAUAUCUCUAGUCAAGGAAAUAACCGAGUACUUCCACGGGAAUUCAGCCAAAGAAGAGGCACACCCCUUCAGAAUCUUCAUGGUGGUGAGGGACUUCCUAGUGAUUCUCGAUCGUGUGUGUAAUGAAGUCGGAAUGAUAAAUGAGAGAACAAUAGUGAGUUCAGCACAUAAGUUUCCAGUUCCAGUAAAUCCCAUGCUGCAUCCGGUUACUGGUGGAGGAUUCCCCGGGAGACUGCAGCUCAGCUCCUCUGAUGAUAGCUCUUAGCAUGAGAAAACCCUAAAAAAUUUCCCUUAUCCAACUAGGAGCUUGUCUGAGAAUGAGCCUGCCAACACACUUUAUAGGUACCAUUUUUUUUCUUUCUUUUGUAUGUAUUAUAGAUAUAUCAUGUAAAAAAGAUUUUGGAAAUAAUUGUCAAGUAGAUGUAUAUACAGCAGAUUUUACUUGCAGAUUGUAUGGAAAAAACAAGGAAUCAAAUUAGGUUUAAGAGCUAGGAUGAUAAUCUGUUUAGAUUUCAGAACAUAUGCAGGCUGAAGAAGGAAUGCAAGAUUGAGUCUACUGCACAUUAUUAGGCAUAUGCAGUUAUAAAUUUCAGGUUGAUACCCAAAUGCUAGUUUCUUCUUCAUCUUUACUGAUGUAUAAUAAAUGAGUGAUACCAUUCCAUUUAAUUGACU
Ipomoea triloba (trilobed morning glory) is the source of this 3521-nucleotide messenger RNA. Its product is annotated as formin-like protein 1. The coding region runs from base 148 to 3114 and encodes 988 amino acids. Gene Ontology annotation, biological process: actin nucleation; actin cytoskeleton organization. The record is from RefSeq and is a predicted model, not a curated record. NCBI's taxonomy places the organism in Eukaryota, Viridiplantae, Streptophyta, Magnoliopsida, Solanales, Convolvulaceae. The transcript is spliced from 4 exons. Gene Ontology annotation, molecular function: actin filament binding.